Molecule: messenger RNA, 3198 nt
Organism: Labeo rohita (rohu)
Lineage: Eukaryota; Metazoa; Chordata; Actinopteri; Cypriniformes; Cyprinidae
Gene: col6a1
Product: collagen, type VI, alpha 1
Exons: 35
Source: RefSeq, a predicted model, not a curated record
AAGGCGUUUCAUUCUGCUGUGCGCUCUGAGCGGGCGCGCCAUCGUGCCACUGUACGCUACUUCAUCUCCCCAGAACCUGUUUUUAUAUUUCAUCUGCAAUCAUACCACUCCAUCACUCCUGUGUGUCCCUCAGCCUCAGUUUUGCACGGUUAACGUGCAGUAACAUCAGGACCUAUGGCGCUUAAUGGAUAUAUAUUGACCGCUCUGUGCGCACUUUGGGCAGGGAUCAUCGCUGCGGAUGACCGAACACCCUCCUUUAGAGAGUGUCCUGUGGACUUGUUCUUUGUGUUGGACACGUCUGAAAGUGUGGCCCUCAGAGCCAAACCGCCAGAGUUUUACAUCAACCAGCUCAAGACCUUCACUAAGAAUUUCAUUGAUCAGCUUAAGGACUUACGACAACCAUGUGAUCGCGACGUGACGUGGAACUCUGGAGCGCUGCACUACAGUGACGACACUGAGUUGGUGAUGGGGUUGGUUGACCUGAACACAAAGCGUGCUGAACUGAAGGCUGCCAUAGACAAAAUCAAAUACAUCGGCAAAGGAACAUACACCGACUGUGCCAUCAGGGAGGGAAUCUCUGAGCUGCUCCGAGCGGGCUCCCAUUAUCAUGAAAAUAAGUACAUUGUGGUGGUCACUGAUGGUCACCCUGUGACCGGCUACAAGGAGCCAUGUGGUGGGAUCCAGGAGGCCGCUAAUGAGGCACGACAGCACGCCAUCAAAGUGUUCGCUGUGGCCAUCUCACCUGACCAGGAGGACACCAGACUUUCUAUCAUUGCCACAGAUGCCAGCUACAGACAGAACUUCACCGCUGCAGACAACUCCCGCUCCACGCAGAUGGCCACUAUAAAAACCAUCAUCAACAUGAUUACGAAUGAAACGAAGGACGUGUGCUGCUCCUUUGACUGCAAUGCUCCUGGAGGCCCUGUGGGACCCCGUGGUGACCCAGGACAAAGAGGAGAGGGUGGAAGACCAGGCAUGCCAGGAGAAAAAGGAGAUUUUGGUCCUCCGGGAAGUCCUGGUGAUCCCGGUCCAGUCGGUUACCAAGGAAUGAAGGGAGACCAAGGAAUAAGAGGCGAUAAGGGAGAGAGAGGUCAUAAAGGCUUCAAGGGAGACAAAGGUCAACAUGGUCUUGAUGGCGUAGAUGGACGCAAGGGUGAGCCGGGAUUCACUGGCCUUCCAGGCUGCAAAGGGUCACCGGGGCCAGAUGGCUUGCAAGGAGAACCAGGUCCUAAAGGAGACCCCGGCCCGUAUGGACCCAAAGGACAAAGAGGAGAUCCUGGCAGAAACGGUGAACCAGGAAGACCUGGAAACUAUGGGCCUUCAGGUGCGAAGGGAGACAGGGGUCCUCGUGGAGGCAAUGGCGAUAAAGGCGAGAGAGGAGAUGACGGACCACCCGGACCAGAUGGCCCAAGAGGAGAGAGAGGCACACCUGGUGAGAAAGGUGAACAAGGUUCCCGUGGUAACAGAGGGCCCAGAGGCGACCCUGGUGAACCUGGGCCCCGGGGUGAACAAGGACGUGAGGGAUCAGCAGGGCCAAACGGAGAGCCGGGCGAGCCAGGAAGAGCAGGGGCACCAGGUUAUCGUGGCGAUGAGGGUCUUACUGGGCCAGAGGGACCUAAAGGGCCCAGAGGAAUCAAAGGGGCCCCGGGAGACAGAGGCCUGAUGGGAGAGAGGGGUGAAGAUGGACCACAAGGAAAUGGAACUGAGGGCUGCCAUGGAUUCCAGGGUUAUCCUGGGCCUAGGGGAGAUUCAGGGGCACCUGGUGGAAAAGGAACCCCUGGACCCAAGGGAGACGAUGGAGAGCCAGGUGAUCCUGGAACAGACAAUAACAGACCAGGACCACCUGGGCCCAGAGGACCAAAAGGUCACAGAGGACGUGAAGGAAAUCCUGGACCACCAGGACCACCUGGGCCUCAAGGAGCUGAUGAAUGUGAGAUUCUGGAUAUCAUCAUGAAGAUGUGCUCUUGCUGUGAAUGCAAAUGCGGACCCCUGGACAUCGCCUUCGUUGUGGACAGCUCUGAGAGUAUUGGAGCUUCUAACUUUGCCAUCGCUAAAGAAUUCAUUGUGACGCUAAUGGACAGACUCAAGAUGAGACAGUUUGGUGCCAAUGAGUCUCGUAUUGGCGUGGUGCAAUACAGUGGUUCCAAAGCUCAAGAGGUUGUACAGCUUGGUGACCCCAACAUUAAGACCCUGACGGACCUAAAACAAGCUGUGAAAGACUUCCACUGGCUAGCUGAAGCCACGUACACUGGAGAAGCUCUGCAGUUCUCGCUAAACAACAUGAUUAACAAGCUUAGAACGGAGAAGAGCAUAGUCCUUGUCCUUACUGAUGGACGCUCUGACACCUCAAGGGACAACGUGUCUCUAAACGUGCUGUGCGGCAAGGGACUGAAGGUUGGCGGUGUUGGAGUGAUCGAUUAUGCAAAUAGGAAUCCCAAUCCAGAACAGAUCGAUGAGAUUGCGUGUAAAAACGAUCCCAGAAAAGGCUUCUCCUUCAUCUUAGACAACUUUGGUAUUCUUCUGGAUGACAGUUUCCUCCAAAACAUGACUGAGAAAAUCUGUGAAGAAAAAAAGUGUCCCAACUAUACUUGUCCAAUUUCAUUUAAUGCCGACACCGAUAUCCUCAUCAUGAUGGACAGCUCGGCCAGCGUGGGCUCCAAGAACUUUGAGAUGACCAAGGACUUCACAAAAAUGCUGGCUAAGCGCUUUUUGUCAGCAGAAAGAGCAGGCUUCGAGGUCAAGGUUGGCGUUGGUCAGUACAGCAACAAUGCCAACUUAGAAGCCGAAUUUUCCACAGAUGCCGCCCAGGUGGUCUCUCAAAUCACAGAAGCCAAGUUCCAGAAUGCCGGUACUCAAGUAACAAACGCCCUCAACUUCGCCAUUGAGCGCUUCAGGGGCGGCAGGACGAGGAAGAAGAAGGUGCUGGUGUUUUCAGACGGACGUUCUCAAGGCGUCAACGACAUCCAAAUUAAAAACGCUGUGGAGCAAGUAUUCAAUGCAGGCAUCGAGCUGUACGUGCUGGCUGUGGGCAACCAGGUAAACGAAGAACACCUGCGCACCUUGGUGAGCCGAGGCCGGCCCUAUGACAACACGUACGCCUACCGUCACCUUUUUAAAUCAUCCGAUUACCGCUCGUUGGUCACUGGGGUCUUUUACCAAACUGUAUCCCGCAAGAUUUCCCUGUAGUCGAGGGGGUGA